Messenger RNA from Puma concolor (puma), 465 nucleotides. It is a transcript of the gene FUOM, whose product is annotated as fucose mutarotase. NCBI's taxonomy places the organism in Eukaryota, Metazoa, Chordata, Mammalia, Carnivora, Felidae. The record is from RefSeq and is a predicted model, not a curated record. Gene Ontology annotation, biological process: fucose metabolic process. Gene Ontology annotation, molecular function: racemase and epimerase activity, acting on carbohydrates and derivatives; fucose binding.
AUGGUGGUGCUGAAGGGCGUCCCGGCGCUGCUGUCCCCCGAGCUGCUCUACGCCCUGGCGCGGAUGGGGCACGGAGACGAGAUCGUUUUUGCAGACGUGAACUUCCCCACCUCCUCCAUAUGCAGGUGUGGCCCGGAGGAGAUCCGUGCCGACGGCCUGGGCAUCCCACAGCUCCUGGAGGCCGUGCUGAAGCUGCUGCCCCUGGACACCUACGUAGAGAGCCCGGCUGCUGUCAUGGACCUGGUGCCCAGCGACAGGACGAAGGGCCUUCAGACCCCGGUGUGGAGGAGCUACCAGUCCAUCCUGUCCGGGGCCGGCUGCACGGACACCCUGGCGAAGAUAGAGAGGUUUGAGUUUUAUGCGCGGGCCAAGAAGGCUUUUGCUGUUGUAGCAACUGGGGAGACAGCCCUCUACGGAAACCUCAUCCUCAAGAAGGGGGUGCUGGCCCCCGACGCCCUCUGCUAG